This is a messenger RNA of Punica granatum (pomegranate), 767 nucleotides long. The record is from RefSeq and is a predicted model, not a curated record. Lineage: Eukaryota; Viridiplantae; Streptophyta; Magnoliopsida; Myrtales; Lythraceae.
AUGUUUUCUCACACCAAAGCCAAUCAACUCAUCUUCACAAGCUACAUUUUGCCCUAAAUUGUUCUUUCACAAUCAAUCCAAGCCCUUCUCGCUUGCUUCAAGCUAGAGAUCAAUCUUCCGGUGAAGUGUCCGACGUGAUCAAGCCUUUAGAGAAACCCUUUGAAAAGUUGAAGACGAUCCACAGUCGGGCAUAUCAUGGAGAGGGUGUCGCGAAUGGUGUCUGAGAGGCCGGUGGUGAUAUUCAGCAGGAGCACAUGCGGCAUGUGCCACACAGUGCAGGCGCUGUUCACCGACUUUGGGGUCCACCCUGCAGUCCACGAGCUGGAUGAGAUCCCCAGGGGCCGGGAGAUCGAGCAGGCCCUGUCAAGGCUAGGGUGCAGCCCCUCCGUGCCGGCGGUGUUCAUUGGCGGGGAACUGGUGGGCGGAGUCAGCGAGGUCAUGAGCCUCCACCUCAAUCGCUCCCUGAUCCCAUUGCUCAAGAAUGUCGGCGCUUUAUGGGUUUAAACGACUUGAGUAUGCGUGACCCAUCCAAAAACAGAUCUAGUAAUAAGUGUAUGCGUGUUUUUAUGUACCAUACACAUAACUUUUGGGAUCACUUAUUAGGGUUUAUUCGGAUGAGUGCGCAUUAUAUGGUAUACGUAUGUCAUAGUUCUCCGAAGAACGCUACAUAGAAUGUGUUACCAGACGUGUAAGCCGUACGGUUUUUGUAGCCAUGAGCACGGUUUUAAUGAAGUUAAUGUCAUGAUUUCCUAUAUAAGGUACUAAAA